Ciona intestinalis (vase tunicate) is the source of this 3031-nucleotide messenger RNA. Lineage: Eukaryota; Metazoa; Chordata; Ascidiacea; Phlebobranchia; Cionidae. The record is from RefSeq and is a predicted model, not a curated record.
ACUUGCCGACCAAGCAUCAACCGGAAACCAAUCCAGCGUAUCAACCUCGNUUAUAAACCUCGUCCCGCCACUAGGAGAUGCCAAAGCGCAACCCGUCAUGACUCGGGGGUUAGCAUGGUGGGAAGUUAUAACAGAGAUUCAAAUCUUAAUGCCCAAGGUGAUGGUUAUAUGGAUGAUUUAAAGGAGUUGAGAGAAGAGAAUAAUCAACUGAGAGUUGAACUGCAUGCAAGGGAGCCAUACACACAGGAGUAUUCGGUCAAACCAAGUGUUGACAUCAUCAGUCACCAAGUGAAGUUUAUUGUACGAUUACAAUCGGACAUCGCAACACUGACAUUACAAUUAAAACACAAGGAGAAUGAGGCAACUGAUUGUGGGUUUGAAAACGAACGUCUGAAGAUGUUGUUAAAACAAAGUGAAGAGAAAUCCAACCAACAACAUAUUGUUACUUCAAGGAUGCAGCGCGAAAAUGAAGAAAAAUCAAAAACAAUUUUUAACUUGGAAAACAAGAUAAAAAAUUUGUUACAAGAGCAAGAGAAAGUGGUGAUGAGACACCAAGAAGAUCUUAGAAGACAGAAUAAAGAGAAUGAGGAUCAUGUGAAGAAGUUGGAAAAAAGACUCCUGGAGGCUCGUCAGAAGAUGGAGCAGAAUUUUGAUGAUGAAAGGAAAAAUAUGGAGGAAGAAAGAGUUAAAAUAUUGAAGGAAUGUGAAGAUAAGUGCAAUGAAUUAAAUGCUGAUCAUGAUAAAACAGUCACACACCUUAAAUGUGAGAUUGAAAGAUUGAGAUCUUCAUUCUCAGAUAAAGAACUUGAGCAUAAGGAACGAAUGGAACAGUGUGAAGAUAAACAAGCAGAGAUGAGACAAAAUAUUGAGGGGAUGGAAAAACACGUUGAGACCCUGAAAAUGGAUUGCACAGAAAAGCAAGGUUUGAUUGACAGUUUAAAAAGUGAGAUGAAUGAGAGGAGGAAUGAGAUAACUAAAAUGAAGAACUACAUCGGGAAGAUACAAUCGGAGGACCUCGCAAGAUCUCAAUGGAAAGAAGAAGAAGCAAAGAUGAGAAGCCAGAUUGAGAUGGUAGAGCAAGAGCGAAACGAUUUGGUUAAAUCGUUGCAAGUUCUGAAUGUCAGAUUCGAAUCUGUUUCGAAAAUAUUGGAGAUGCAGGAAGAAGCAAUAACUGCUCAUUGUAACGCCAUACCUGAUGCACACAGUCAAAACAAAGCAGCAGUUGUGACAUCACAAUGGAGACAAAAGGUUUUUGAAUUAAUGGUUCGUUGUCAAAGUCAAGAAAUCGUCAACCGUGAAGAAUUAGCCAAGCGUGAAAUUGUGACGAAAACUUUGAACGGAAAGCUACGAGACAUUGAACGGGAAAAUGAAAUUCUGAGAAAUAAAAUCACAGAUCUCGAAGCUAGAAUUGAACUUUCAAAUUAUACGAACAAACAAUUAAUAAAAAGUAAUGAUAAGUUGAAAACGAAAAACGACAAACUUUCAGAUGAAAACAAAGAAAAAGACACAACGUUGACCACUUUGUCUCAAAACAUCGGUCUGUUACGAGAAAAAUGCGUGAGUGUGUGUGAGAAUAACUAUGGAAAAUCUUUGGAAGGAUUUCUAAGACUGGAACAAAGACUUGCAUUUGCUAAUAACAGAAUCAAAACCAUUCAAGAUUUACUGACUCGUCGGGAAACCAAAUGGCGAAUUCUGUUAAAGAAAUCUCAGGAAAAAGUUGAAAAAAAUGAUGAGAAUGAAACGGUUGACCGGGAUUUAUUAUCUGAAGUUGAGUUAUUGACGGAAGAACGAAAUAAGAUGAGUCGUAAGCUUGCUGAUGACGCAGCAAAUUUGGAAAAACUUCAGUUCAAUUUUAACGAGAGAGAAUUAAAUUUAAAACGGAAAAUAAAAGAAUCGGAUAAAAGGGUUUUAAAUUAUGAGGAUGAGAUACAGAAUCUGAACAGCCAGUUGCGGGAAAUGGGCGACAGAUUUGAUGAUUUAGACGAAGAUAAACAAUCUUUAAUUGCCCAACUUAGGAAAGUGAAGAAUGAGAAAGAGAAAGAUAUGGAAACAUUAAGAGAAGAUUUGGAAAAUGAACACACUGAAAAACUAAAGGAAAAUGAAACUCGUUUAAACCAAGUCAGUCGUGAAUUGACUAAGACUGUGGUUGCAUUGAGGCAACUUGAAAGAUCUUCAGUUCGUGAAAAGUCAAGGUUCAGCGAACAGCUUGAAUUAGAGAGAAGUCAGUGGCUCAAAGAUGAGGAAAAAUUAAGACUUGAAAUGAAACAAUUAGAAAAAUAUAAUAAUCUGAUUGUGACAACGCUACGACAAGAGGGUUUAAUGGACCGUGUAAAGUCGUUAAGAAACCAACCGAUAACAUUACAGGAAGAACCUAAAAGAGUCAAAUUCACUCGACAGCCAAAUAUACAUUCCACUGAGAAUGAUUCACAAACUGACCCCAUGAUUGAUCCCUCACCUGAGCCUACUAAUGUUGAUCAAAUGCUACAAGACCUUACUAAUCUGAGUGCUAAGGUAUUAGCAGAUGAUAGCGACUAAAAGCUUGUACAGAGUAUAAAAAAUAUUACACUAUUUUGCUGAUUCUGCUACCAGGCAUAGUUUAAUAUAUACAUUAGUUCUUCUGGUAUAAAAUGUUAAUUUUAUUUAUUAAACCAAAGUUUCAAGACUUCAACAGGAUAUAUAUGAGCUUUUUUUACCCUGAUGAAGUCUUGCCAUAUAACAGGAAAACUUUAGUGUAAUAAAAAUAACAUUUUUAUAACUGAAGGAGCGAAAACAUAUAUUAAUUACACUAAUAGGCAUUAAGGUUCAGGUCAGUGAUAUUGAAGUGCAUAGAUAGCUUAUGGCAGAUGAAAUGAAUCUUAAAGCUGUUUCAAUUGUGUUAGCAAUAUUUUUAUAAGUGUCUUUAUUUUUGAAAUAUAUAUAUAUCUGUCUUCUGUUUGUCACUUUUAUAUACGCUUGUGUUUUGACUCGCUUUUCCUGUUAUUUUUCCAAUGCUUUCUAGAUUUUGUAUUUUCAAUUAAAAUUGUUCAGAUUU